GCAGCGCUUGAGGUGCUUUAACGCUUCGGCUAAUUGGGGCCCGUUACUUCUUUAAGGUUCAUUCUCGCGCCGUUGUUGCGGUUGGACUUUGUUAUUUUAUUGUAGCUUUUUUGCUGGCUCGUUGGUAUUUUUGCUGCCACUCGCUCCUUCCGAUACACACUAUUUUUCCAUCUGCGAAAUCGAGACACUUCAAGCGAAGCAAAUAACUUUAAAAACAGUUAUCAAAGUUGCCUGCUUAGUUCUACUCGAGGCAGCGCUGCACAAUUCAGCAGCAAAACUACUCAACAACAACAAAAUUKUAUUCAAAAUCAAAGCUCUGUGCGGUGUCCACGGCUGCAGACAACUUCGGAGUCGUCAUAGUCCCUGCCGUUAGCGUCCUCUGGCGUUUUUUGCCCCGUGCGCCGAGUGUGAUAUAACAGCAGUGAAGGAGUGUCCAUCUUAGCCUCUUCUCGCCUCUACAUGUGUCCGUGUGUGCCCAUGAAGCAUUGAAGUGACGGCGACUCAACGUGGAUCCCAGGAACAAAGUGAGGCCUUGACCAUUGAAGGAGGGUGCUCGCGACAUUUAAAUGAAGAAUCAUGGGGAAUGGUAUGAACAAGGUCUUGCCGGGACUAUAUGUGGGCAACUACCGCGACUCCAAAGACUAUCAGCAGCUGGAGAAGUUCAAAAUUACUCACAUAAUAGCCAUACAUGACAGUCCCAGGCGCCUCUUGCCGGACAAGCACUAUCUGUGUGUGAUGGCUUCUGAUACUCCAGAUCAAAAUUUGUCGCAGUACUUUUCCGUGUGCAACGACUUCAUUCACGCAGCCCGGCUAAGGGAGGGCAACGUGCUGAUCCACUGUCUGGCUGGGAUGUCGCGCUCCGUAACUGUUGCGGUCGCCUACAUUAUGACCGCCACGCACUUGAACUGGAAGGAGGCUUUGAAGGUGGUGCGCGCUGGUCGCGCAGUCGCCAAUCCCAAUACGGGCUUUCAAAAUCAGCUGCAGGAGUUCGAGCAGUUCAAACUAUCGGAGGAGCGUCGGCGUCUGAGGGAGCGCUUUCCGUCGUCGGCGCUGGAGCAACUAGAUCGGGUGAAGUGCAGCGUCGCCCUGGACAGCUACCAAGAGCUGCUGCAGAACAGAGACAUAUGCGAGGGCAACUGCUCUCGCGGUGAAAAGUGUCCCACAGGCGUUUGUAACAUGGACCCCACCAAAGGACUUUUCCGUCGUCGUCCGUCGAGUGCCUCCAGCACGCAAUCGAGGGUGCGCGCCCAGUCCUCUAAUGCCAACACCAACAGCAACUCAUCGUCAAGCUCCUUGGGCGUCAGCAGCGCUGCCGGAGGCCUUGUCGUCGUAGCCCAGUCGUGUCCCACGUCGCCAAAGCGCUCGCCUCUGCAGCGUCGCUCCGUUGGCAACGAGCGCAUCCCCGAGGACGAGAUCGCCCAGCAACCAGUUACCUCCAGCGAAGCUGCCGAGUACGCAGCAGCCAUUGAGGAUGCUCGCCGCGAGCAGCGUCAGCAGCAGCUUCAACUCCAGCGGUCUCCGUCACGCCAGAGCUACAAGUCAGGCGGGCGAGUCAACUCCAUAAGUGGAGCAGGGCGCGUGAGCAGCGCGGGCAGUCAAAGGGAGAAGCCGGAAGCUGAGGACAGCAAUGGCAGUGCCGCGCAUCUGCAGCGCAGCGCCAGCACGGUCAGCGGCUUUGGCGUGCGUCCCCGCAGCAGUCCGGCGGGUCUGCAUGCCUACACGGGCUCGGUGCCGUCAUCUGUGCACGGAUCGCGGGUCGAUCUUCGCGAGGUUGACAAGGGCUCGGCUAUCUACUUGGGUUGUUCAGCGCCGCGUGCUUCAACGUUAUCGAUAACAUCGUCCCGUGGUUCAUCGGGCGGUUCGGCACCGCCCUCUCCAUGCCAUACCCCUCCCUCCAGCCCACGGCAUGGUGUCAGAAGAUCGACUAGCUUGGCAAAAAAGUCCAGGUGAAGCCGGCUACUCUCAUCAAGCUCCGCUCUCGAAUAUUUGUAUACAGCAGAACCUGCCCACACGUUUGUAAUCUAUUUGCGCGCUAACUUCAGCGAAACCUAUUGAGGAUCACUUCCUACGAUUAUCACUUAGACUCAGGUCUACAAGGGAUGAACGCCGAUCUCUUGCCGUUUUUUCACACAUCUACAUCUGUAGGUGCCCCUAUACCUUUUUGUAGGCUUAAUAAUGCGACUAAUUCGGAAGCAGCCUUAAUUUUGCACAAUUAAAGUAUUAGAUAUUUACUAUGCUCCUUAUGAACCUCACCAGAUGUUAAGCAAUCCAAGAUGUUAGUCUUACGUUUUAUGUUGUGUGAGUUGAAGGGAGCCGAGGCUCGUAUUACAUUGACCUUUCAUUCAUGGCGCUCUAGUCUAAUUAAUCAGAAUGAAGGUAAAAUCUAACAUGCUCUCUCUAUCAGAUUUUGGUGAGGUACUUUAUAGGGUUCAUCUAUCGUCCAUGAAAUAUUAGCAAGCUAUUGGAAACUUGAAAAUCGCUUAAGCUUAGAAUUGUUGAUAUAUAUUUAGCAGCAUUCGUCAAUUGAGUGCAAAUCGAAAUAAUCAAAACUUGUAGCAGGAGGAAACCUUACAUAUUUGUAAAAUUGUUGACACUAUUUUUUAAGAGAGGCAUUUA
Messenger RNA from Drosophila arizonae, 2616 nucleotides. RefSeq lists its product as uncharacterized. Gene Ontology annotation, biological process: protein dephosphorylation; signal transduction. Gene Ontology annotation, molecular function: protein tyrosine phosphatase activity. Gene Ontology annotation, cellular component: cytosol. The record is from RefSeq and is a predicted model, not a curated record. Lineage: Eukaryota; Metazoa; Arthropoda; Insecta; Diptera; Drosophilidae.